Molecule: messenger RNA, 1718 nt
Organism: Apis florea (little honeybee)
Lineage: Eukaryota; Metazoa; Arthropoda; Insecta; Hymenoptera; Apidae
Product: potassium channel subfamily K member 6
Biological process (GO): potassium ion transmembrane transport; stabilization of membrane potential
Cellular component (GO): plasma membrane
Molecular function (GO): outward rectifier potassium channel activity; potassium ion leak channel activity
Source: RefSeq, a predicted model, not a curated record
CGAAGAGGAUGGAGAAGGAGGGGGCGAGGGGGCAUUACAGGGCGUACGAGGGGUUGAAGGCGAACAACAACGGGAACACGUCGUCGUUGAAGAGGUGCGAGCGCGGGAGGACGACGACGACGCAUCCGUCGAGGCAGGUGAGGUGCCUGUGCUUCGGCGGGGUGCCCGACAAGGCGAGCCACCACUCGUUUCUCAAGGGCUGCGUGAUAAACCUCGGCAUAUGCGCCCUCCUCGUCGCCUACACCCUGCUCGGCAGCUUCAUCUUCCUGGCCAUCGAGGGAGGCGGGGCCGAGCAGCAGAGGAGCACCACGUCGCUCGUCGCCACGAUGCCCGCCACGGCGAGCGGCAGGCGGAACGCCACGGCUUGGUUGAAGCAGGUUGGCCACGAGGCACGGGCGAAGACGGUGGAGAAUAUAUGGAUAAUCACGGAGAGUUUGAAUAUCCUUUACCGGGAGAAUUGGACGAGGUUGGCCGCCCAGGAGAUCGCGCGUUUCCAGGAUCAGUUGGUGAAAAGGAUCACCGAGGACAUGAUCGCGACCCAAAACGGGGGGACGUACGUGGCCAGCUCGGAUCCCGUCACGGAACGACGGCUCCCGGAAUACGAGUGGAACUUCGCCAAAGCGUUCUUGUACUCUCUCACCGUGUUGACCACGAUCGGUUGCGGCAGCAUCGCGCCAAAAUCCACAUGGGGCAAAAUCGCGACUACGGGCUACGCCAGUCUCGGCAUCCCCUUAACCUUGGUCUACUUGUCGAGCGCCGGAGGCCUUUUGUCCAGGUGCGCGAGGGGUGUGUUCACGCGCGCUCUUUGCUGCUGCCUUUGUUCCAAUUGCGGCUAUUGUUGCUACGAUGAAAGACGGAUGGAGGAAAAAGAGAGGCGCAUGAGAAAGAAAAGGCAGCAGGAGGAGCUGGCGCAGCAGCAACUCCAGUUGCAGGAGCCGUUCUACGUGCGCGCGAACGCGUCGAGUUUCACGAGCACGGUGGAGAUGAAGAGCAGCCCGAAGGACGAGGUGUCGAGCCUCGGCUCCGGCGACAGGCCCAACGUCACUAUACUCGCGCCGAUCAGCAUUUGCCUGGGCGCCAUGCUCUGCUACAUCGUCGCGGGCGCAUUCACUCUGCACAAGUUGGACGGCUGGUCCUUUGUGGAUGCGAGCUACUUCUGCUUCAUGAGCCUGAGCACGAUCGGGUUCGGUGAUAUGGUGCCCGGUUCCUAUCCACGCCACACCCUCUACGAGUCGAGGAACGCGACCGUUUGGUUCUGCUCGUUCUACAUAAUGUCCGGGAUGGCGCUCACGGCGAUGUGCUUCAACAUACUCCACGACGAGAUCGUGCACAGGCUAAGCCAUCAGACGGAGAAGCAGGAGCCGGUUAAGGCCAGCCCGAGCGUGGACGAGCUCUCCACCGAUCCCCUCACCCUGACCUCGUGACAAUUUCCGUCUGGCAACUUGUGCCACGGCACCGACGACAACGAUAUCCGGGGAACGGAACCGCCGACCAGCCUCUUCGCCCACGAGAACGAGAUCAAUAUACUGAAGGACACUUUCAAUCAGGUGGACGUCACCAGAGACUGCAAACCGAUUUUGAAACUCGAGGAUCACGUUCCGCCGAUUCCUGGUGUCUACAUGUUGCCAAAGGUCGACGAGGAGGCCGAGGAGAACACCGAAAUGUGAAACACGCUUCUCCCUCGUCUCCUCCAGACGAGUGGAUCGUCCUUUCUCGAU